Coregonus sp. 'balchen' is the source of this 1742-nucleotide messenger RNA. The record is from the annotation of a GenBank genome assembly. NCBI's taxonomy places the organism in Eukaryota, Metazoa, Chordata, Actinopteri, Salmoniformes, Salmonidae.
AUGUUCACGACCACCGGUUCCCGAGGGCUCGGUAAGUACCAAACUAGUUGAUUCGUGUCCGAGUGCUUUCGCUCGGUCCUUUCUCGCAGCUUUGCACUGUCAUUCAUUCUAGAUUAAUCUAACUAUUUGGACGGAUCACAUCGACGAUUCGAGCCUAUACCAUUUUUGUCAUAAUGUCUAAUAUUGCAUGAUAUCUCUAGAUACUUGUUUCAUUUCAUAAACGACGCUCAAUGCUGGCUCAGUACUAUAGUGACAGAAAGGUGCAUGCGGUUGCCCCGCCCACAUUUCCCAUACAAUAUUCCCAUACAGUAGCUACCAGGAACAAGGACUCUGUGCUGUAAGUUCUGAUAGAGUAUCAAAUUGAUUGUGCCCUACAGGUAGGUUGUUGAUUGAUUGGUUGCCUCCCCCCACAGAUAAGGCCCCCCUGUCUAAAGGUCUCCUCCUGGUCCUCAGUGGUCUGACUGUCGUGCUAACCCUCCUGCCCCAGUACCAUCACCUGUUCACCUACAGCCUACAGGCCAUCACGCAGCAGCAACAGGUAGGGGAAGAGAGAGAGUGUGUGUCGUAAUCCUCUUCUAUCUCCUUUUGUGGGUAUCAAAUUGCCAAAGACGGUACAGUAUGAAGAUAGGCAGAAACUGCUUCUCCAAUAGAAAUCCCCGAUCACGCUUGUAGGCGACGUUGGCUAGCUAAACUCAUGCCCAGAAACACGUAAUCGGCGCGACACGGCCAUUAAAAGCCGAACUGCGCAAAUUCAGGUCGUCAACUCAAAGGCACUCCUUCGAUAUAAAGUUGUUUUUGAUUAAAAUUAUAACUUGUCAGUUUGUCACUUUCACGAGGUUGUAGUAAUGACAGUUUCAGCUACUUGAGACGUUGGCUCGAAUCUCGGUUUUGCGUUUAGAUUUCUAGAAAAUGAACAACUAAGGACACAUUUUUAGGUCUGGUCUGCCAAGUCUGUUUCGCAAGCGUCCCCGGAAGUUUCGUUAUGUUGCUCAUCUGGGUUUAGAAACUCUGAGAUGUUGCUCUCCUUCUGUGUGUGUACUGUGUAACAACCCUUUCUCCUCCUCUAUAAGGUAUGGCGGUUAGUGUGUGGCAGACUGAUCUGUCUGGACCUAAAGGACACCUUCUGCAACAGUCUGCUAAUCUACAACUUUCGCAUCUUCGAGAGACGGUUUGGCAGCAGAAAGUUUGCUGUAAAUUCAGUUCAACCUACCUUGUAAACCUAUGUCAGACUCACUGGGCGUGUUCCAGGUGGUCUUUAUUGCAGGCGUGCUGCACAGAUUAUCAGUUGUUUCAUCAGAUUAUCAUGAUGAUGAUAUGAUUUUAUGUUAUGAUGAUGUCAUUGUUUCAUACUAUAACAUCCUGGUUCUUCCUGUAGUCCUAACUGUAACAUCCUGGUUCUUCCUGUAGUCCUAACUGUAACAUCCUGGUUCUUCCUGUAGUCCUAACUGUAACAUCCUGAUUCUUCCUGUAGUCCUAACUGUAACAUCCUGGUUCUUCCUGUAGUCCUAACUGUAACAUCCUGGUUCUUCCUGUAGUCCUAACUGUAAUAUCCUGGUUCUUCCUGUAGUCCUUACUGUAAUAUCCUGGUUCUUCCUGUAGUCCUAAUUGUAACAUCCUGGUUCUUCCUGUAGUCCUUCCUGUUUGGGACGUGGGUCCUCACUGCACUGAUGGACUUCCUGCUAGCCGAAGCAUUUCACUACCUGUUUGACUACCAGGUGGCUGAGCUGCCUGCCGGACUGUGA